UGAUCUCCACUUUAGAUUUUUGGCAAAGUUGAACACCUACCAAAAAAGGUCUUCAAGAAUGAAGCUCAUUUGGUCACCGGAGACGGCGUCGAAAGCUCUCAUCGACACCGUCAAAUCUUGCGAGAUCUUCAACGAAUCAAGUGCGGCGGAGCUGGUUUCGGCGAUGGCCGCGGGGUGGAACGCGCAGGUGGUGGUGGAGACGUGGAGGCGGGGCGGGGCGAUCGCGGCGAGCGUCGGCCUAGCGGUGGCGGCGCGGCACAGCGGGGGGAGGCAUGUAUGCGUGGUGGCGGACGAGGAGUCGAGGGCGGAGUACGUGGAGGCGAUGAGGGAGUCCGGCCGCGCAGCUGAGGUGGUGGUGGGGCGCCCGGAGGAGGCCAUGGAGGGGCUCGAGGGGAUCGAUUUCCUCGUGCUGGACUGGCGCCGGAAUGAUCUCGCCAGGAUUCUGAGGGCGGCCAGGUUGGGGCGGAGAGGGGCGGUUGUGGUGUGUAAGAACGCUAGCUCCGAUGCAGCCGACGAUUUCCGGUGGCGGCAGGGGAAGUUGAGGAUCGUGCGGUCGGUGUUCUUGCCGGUCGGGAAUGGACUGCACAUCGCGCAUGUCGGCGCCGCCUCUGGUGCCGCCGUGGUCACUGGCCGGAGCAGGUGGAUCAAACACAUUGACAGCCGGUCAGGAGAAGAGAUGGUUUUUAGGAGAUGAACUUUCAGUUGCAAUCAAUGUUACCUUCUUAACUGCACCUUUUUUUUCUUUUUUUGGCCUUUUCUUAGCUUUUGUAUAACUGUACCAUUUGUAUAUAAGGGAGAAGAGUUGACUCUUUACAGAA
Molecule: messenger RNA, 818 nt
Organism: Salvia hispanica
Lineage: Eukaryota; Viridiplantae; Streptophyta; Magnoliopsida; Lamiales; Lamiaceae
Product: ankyrin repeat/KH domain protein (DUF1442)
Source: RefSeq, a predicted model, not a curated record